Coregonus clupeaformis (lake whitefish) is the source of this 2584-nucleotide messenger RNA. Its product is annotated as ADP-ribosylation factor-binding protein GGA3. The record is from RefSeq and is a predicted model, not a curated record. Gene Ontology annotation, biological process: vesicle-mediated transport; intracellular protein transport. Lineage: Eukaryota; Metazoa; Chordata; Actinopteri; Salmoniformes; Salmonidae. Gene Ontology annotation, cellular component: trans-Golgi network. Gene Ontology annotation, molecular function: small GTPase binding; phosphatidylinositol binding; ubiquitin binding.
GUUUCCAAUGCUAUGGCGUACCAGGAAGGGGAGACGCUAGAAUCCUGGCUCAAUAAAGCCACCCAUCCAACAAACAGACAGGAGGAUUGGGAGUACAUCAUCGGUUUCUGUGACCAGAUCAAUAAGGAAUUGGAAGGUCCCCAGAUAGCUGUCAGGUUGCUGGCUCACAAAAUCCAAUCGCCGCAAGAAUGGGAGGCGCUUCAGGCUUUAACAGUAUUAGAGGCAUGUAUGAAGAACUGCGGGAGAAGGUUUCAUAAUGAAAUCGGGAAAUAUCGGUUUCUGAACGAGCUGAUCAAAGUUGUUUCUCCCAAGUACAUGGGAGACAGAGUGCCAGAGAAGGUGAAGACUAAGAUCAUUGAGAUGCUGUACAGCUGGACAGUAGCUUUCCCCAACGAGGCCAAAAUCAACGAAGCAUACCAGACACUAAGGAGACAGGGCCUUGUAACUACGGACCCUGAGCUCCCAGUGGACAAGACUCUGAUUCCUUCACCCCCCACACGUCCCAAGAACCCUGUGUUUGACAAUGAGGACAUGGGCAAGCUGCUAGCAGAGCUUCUGAGGAGCAAAAACCCAGAGGACCUGCAGGAAGCCAACAGGCUCAUCAAGAACAUGGUGAAGGAGGACGAUGUCAGGGUUCAGAUGACCAAACGCAUCCACACCCUGGAGGAGGUGGGCAUCAAUGUCAAGCUGCUGAGUGAGAUGCUGUCCCACUACGACAAGGACAGGUCCUCCCAGUCAGACAGAGAGAUCAUCAAGGAACUAUACGACCGCUGCGACAAGUUGAGACGCGCUGCUUUCAAAAUGGCCACCGAGACUGAAGAUAACGACACAAGUUUAGGUGAGAUCCUGCAGGCCAGCGAUGACCUCUCACGGGUCAUCAACUCCUACAAGAAGAUUGUCAAGGGACAGACGGUGAAUGGAGACAGCGAGGAUCCUAGAUCUGCAGCUGGUGAAGAGACCACAGGGAACAGUGACAACACAGAGACCUUGAUUGACCUGGCUGGCAUUGACAUUCCAAACUCCACCCCUCCUCCGCCUGCCCCUCUCCCAUUGGUCUCCGAUCCCAUAGCUAAUCACCUGGGGUUCCCAAUCCCUGUCUUGCCUCCUCCUCCAAAAAGGUUGGCCGGGUCGCAUGCCAGUCAGAACAACAGCCCCAGCCUCCCAGCCACCGACAAGGCCCUCAAUGCUCUCUCUCUCCUUGACGAUGAGCUGCUAUCCUUAGGCCUGAACAAUCCAGUUCCUUCUCUGAGCAGCCAAUCAAAACCAAAGCUGGAUGAAAUAGCCAAUCCGUGGACCUCCUUACAGGCUCCUGAUCCUGGCCUGGACUUGUUUGGCGCUAUAGCGGGACCAGGCCCAGUAUUUCCCCCAGUCCAGCCAGCGCCAGCCCCCGCCACGGCCCCCGCCACCCACAGCCUCCAGGACCUCCAAGACCUGGCCAUGCUGGACUUUGGAGAGCCAAAGAGUUUGCGCGUUGGCGGUCGAUUCGGGAUGGCACCCUCCUUGGGGGCCAUCGUCCCCCCGGUCCCCCUCUCCUCGACCUCCCUCCUCCCAGGCCCCAUGCCCGGCUCCCCAGCGGUGUCCCACACCAAAGCCCAGACGCUGAGCUCCGCACCGGGCAGCCCCCUGUUCAGCUCCCUCUCCCCCUUCCAUCACUCCUCCUUCCAGGGGGGCAGUCCAGCCAGGGGGCUAGGACCGGAGGCCUCCCUGGGCAACGUGCACGUCCCCCUGGAGGCCAUCAGACCCAGUAAAGUGCUCCCUGUAACGGCCUAUGAUAAGGACGGGGUGCGUGUGCUGUUGAACUUUGCCUCAGACUGUCCCCCUUGCAGACCAGACGUACUGGUGUUAGUGGUGUCCAUGCAGAACACUGCACCACUGCCCGUUCAGAACGUGGUCCUACAGGCCGCCGUGCCAAAGUCCAUGAAGGUGAAGCUGCAGCCUCCGUCAGGAACAGAGUUGGCUCCCUUUAACCCCAUCCUUCCCCCGGCCUCCGUCACACAGGUCAUGCUGCUGGCCAAUCCCCUGAAGGAGAAGGUGCGUCUGCGCUACAAGCUGGCGUUCACUCUCGGAAACAGGCAGUGCUCAGAGGUGGGCGAAGUGGACCAGUUCCCCCAGCCAGACAGAUGGGGUCACCUAUAGCCACCCCCAUACACCACAGAGCCGAGGGGCGGUCCAAACCAACACUCCAUGAUUGGGGUGUUAACCACACAUACCCCAGAGAGAGAGAGAGAGAGAGAGCCAAGGAGAGGAUAGGGUGGGAGAAAUGUGCUGCAAUGUUACAGUACCAACAUAGUGCUACCUACCAGCCAACCAUUCCGUUUAUUUUAGAUUGUUUUGAUGUUUUCUUUGUAAUUGCCCAGUUGCUAUUGAGGCACCUGUAACUUUGUAAGCGUAAUAUAGCAUACAUGGCAUACAGUUUAAGCCAGUUUUGCAAUAGCUUGCAGAGCUUAACAGAGUUUGUAUUGCAUAUUAUUCCAGGACUGCAUCUCAACUAAAGGGACACAAGAGCAAAGAGACAUGUAGCUUAGUGGGCGGCAGGUAGCUUAGUGGGUAAGAGCGUUGUGCCAGUAACCGAAAGGUCGCUGGU